Molecule: messenger RNA, 1853 nt
Organism: Thalassophryne amazonica
Lineage: Eukaryota; Metazoa; Chordata; Actinopteri; Batrachoidiformes; Batrachoididae
Product: skin secretory protein xP2-like
Exons: 4
Coding region: 421-894 (157 amino acids)
Source: RefSeq, a predicted model, not a curated record
CACCGGCAGUGAGGAGGGGAGGGUGCGUUCGGUUCACUGUCCCCGCCCCGUCAGUCUCCGCUGCAGACUGAUUGAAUAAUGUAUUUGUGUCCUCGCGCCAGCCUCCUGGAAACAACCUAAGUUACACUACACAACACACUAUACAUUUCACUUGCGUGUCAAACUCUUUAGAAACUUGUACUCAAAGUUCUGCGCGCAGAGCACUUUUUUUUUUUUAUCCAAGUACGCGAUGCGUAAUUACGCACGGGACUAGGGGAAUGUGAGACGGUGGCACUUUCCCCAUCGCGCGCACAUUUGAGAACACUUCGUUUGCAAAGACAACAUCUAUGCACGGCGUCAUCAGCGCGGCCAGAUCCACAUCUCCCCCUCAGCUCCAAACUCCCAAUUUAACCACCCAGUGCUCUAUGCGCACAGGACAGGAUGGGCUGCUCCACCAGCUCCCAAACUGCAGCCGUGGAUCCAAGUCGACCCAGUGCGAAACCCGAGGAGAGCAACGGAACCAGCACCACAGGUGCGGUCAGCGACAGCGGCAAAGCAGCAGAGGACAGUGAAACUAUACCAGACCAGAUGCCUGUGGAGGAGAGCACUAACCCUAAACCUGCAGAGGAAGCUGCUGCAGCUGCUACGACUGCAGAAGGCACCACUGCAGCUCCAUCGGCAGGGGAGGAGAACAAGCCUGCUGCAGACAGCCCUCCUGCAGCAGCACCUGUAGAUGUUACAGCAUCAACUGCACCAUCAGAAGUGACGCCUCCUGCAGAGCAGGCAACACCUGCAGACACGGCAGCACCAGCAGAGGCAGCCGAUGCAUCUGCUGUAUCUCCACAAGAAAAGACUGAGACCACAGCUGCAGAAAACUCAGAGUCCAAAACAGAGACACCAGCUCCCACUGAAUGAGGUGCAAAGUGCACACAGCACAGACGUGUUCUUCUCAAAGCGUCCCACCUCAUCUGUAUGCAUGACUGAAAGUUUGAGCACUGAGCGUAUGUGAGCGUGUGAAUAACCGCAACAUGGUGCCAAGACGCAGACCCCGUGACAUCUCAGUCGUCACUGUGCCUCCUGCUCCCCACAAUGAAGUACAGCUGCAACAGCUGCCCACAAACUGUACAUAAAUCUCAACAGAACUUAGCAAUUGUGUCUAAUUUCAGACAAUGUAUAAUCUUUUACAUGAACUCAAAUAAUCACUGAAAAAUUCUAUUUAUUUUCCUGUACAUUUAUGAUAGUGAUUUGUGAAAUGUGUCUUUAACUUGAUUCCACAAAUGCAUUCUGUACUUUUCUGCAAAAUUAUAGCUAAAACUGAAGCCAAAAUACAAAUAAUCAUGAAAUGAUCUUUUUGUGUAGGUGGACUUGAUUUUUAUUGCAUGUUGAUAAUGAAUAUAAAAAUACUGCACACCAUAGCUGUACAACACUGUGCAAAAGUCUUAAGCACCCUAAUGUAGUUUUUGGCAUUUUGUAUUCAUUAGUAUGUCAGUAAAAUAUAUCCAAAUGCUAUUUUUUAAUCUAAUCUCACACAAAAUUUUAAGAAAAUAAUAUUAUAGUUCUUUUAAGAUUUUUAAGAAUCUGACUUUGUAGGUUUGCAGCUCACCACAAUUCCUCACAAACUGGAUAGUAAUCAAUGAUUUAAUCAACAUGAUUUUCCAAUAAAACCAUGAUAUAAUUCAUAUAAAGGAAUUCAAUUUAUUUGCUUUCUAUCAGUCAUGUUUAGAAACUUGAGAUUUUUUGUAAUUAUGCCUAAGAUAUUUGCACAGUACUCUACGAACACAGUUUGAGUAUCCUACUGAUUCUAAACACCAAUGUGGAUUUUUGACAGGAUAGUGUUUUUUUCCCCUUAUAAUGUGUAAUUUAUCUCCAAUCUU